CUCUCCUUGCAAUCUCCUCUCCGGUGGUGACUCACCGCCUUGCGUAGAUCAACACUAGGGCGCAAUCACUGGGGGUUAAACGAAGUUGUUAAGUCCGAAUUUUAUUUGAAGCUUCCGGCUUUUCCACCGAUUUCUACCGUCCGAAAUGCCUCACGGACGUCGAUCGCUUCGAAAGGUCGUGCAACUAAUUAGUUAGUACCGGUGUCCCGUGAAGUUUAUUGGGGGACUCCCAAGGACCGUCCGUCCGUUUUUUUUUUUGUGGGUCCUGCAUUGGUUGCAGCGACUGUGUGUUGGCUUGCAACAAAUCGGAGUAAAUGUGAGCGAUGCUGGUGCUUUCGAUCGCCACAUCUGAGAGUGCAACGUAAGAGACCGUGUUCGUGUACAAGAGACAGACGGUAUGAUGGCGGGCACCGACUGGUAGGGUGUCCCUCCCUCUCGAGUGCCAUGGCAGGGUGUCCCUCAAGAGUGUGUGCUUUAGUAGAUGUUGACCAACUUGCAGCUGCCCUGCACAAGGGAAAUGAGAAGCUGCUGCUGAUUGACAGUCGUCCUUUUCUGGAGUACAACACCUGCCACAUUGUGACGGCAACCAACAUAUGUUCCUCCAAGAUCGUCAAGCGCAGACUUCAGCAGGACAAGGUGACAGUACGUGACUUGCUUGUGCACUGGUGUGAUCAGGAGUUGGACGAGAGCUGGACGGUUGUUGUCUAUGACCAGGGAUCGUGGCAGCCGCCAGUGAGAGAGGGCGAGAGUUUUCUCGGGGUCCUGCUCCAGAAGUUACUGGUGACCUUUCGCAGCGUCAGCCUUCUUGCAGGUGGGUUUACAGAAUUUGAGGCGCACCACCGCGGACUCUGUGAGGACAAGCGAAACCGGGGAGGCUCGCAGCUGACGUCCCUUUCGCAGCCCUGCCUCCCCAUCACCAAUCAUGGCCCGACUCGCAUCCUGCCCUUCCUCUACCUCGGAUCGCAGAAGGAUGCGCAGGACAGAAACCUCUUGCGAGACUACAACAUCGUGUACGAGCUGAAUGUGAGCACGUCGUGUCCCAAGCCAGACUUUAUCCAGGAUGCUCAUUUCAUGAGAAUUCCCGUGGAUGAUAAUUACAGCGAAAAACUAGUUCCGUUCUUCACUGACGCUUUUCACUUCUUAGACAAAGUCCGAUUACAGUCGUCGGGAGGAUGUGCCCUGGUUCACUGCCUCGCAGGGGUGUCCCGCUCCCCAACGGUGGCAAUUGCCUAUGUCAUGAAGCAUCUACGAAUGACAUCGGACGAAGCUUACAGGUUUGUCAAAUCCAAAAGGCCGGCAAUAUCGCCAAACUUCAACUUCCUGGGUCAGCUGCUGGACUACGAGAAGCAGUUGAGACGCGAGAGGAUCCUGGAGCCAAACGGAAGCCAGUCGGAGCCGCCCCCUGCGCAUACGCCGUGCACCAAACGCUUCUACCCGCAGGAAAGUGGUCCGCCCGAGACGCUUCCCCUGCGGUUGGAAUUGCCUUCGACAGCGCCCCUGGUGUCUCCGAGCCGGGCUCUGGCCAGGUUGUCCUUUGAGCGGCCCCCGGUCAAGAGGGCCAGCUACGAGGUCACCCACAGCGCUUCCUGGGCCGCGACUACUCAACAACCUCAUUCUGCUUGGCUGGAAAGAGCAGAGGAGACAGCUGCAGGUACAGAGUGCGAAGUGAUACUGCGGAAAGGGUCGGGUCGCAGGCGCAACACUUCUGCGCACGACAGUGCGUACCGUUCUCUUACGUUUGACGAUGAAUAUCCGGAGGACGGCGAAGGAGUUUUUAAAGAGGAGCCACUUCCAAGUCCCUUAAGCCCUUCAGAGCAGCACCUGUUGGAGGACAUUGUUGACAGCAUUGAUGGACCUAAGGCGACUACCCACCUCAAGAAGCCCACGUCGUCGGAGCUCUCACCUUCCGAGUUGACCCACCGUGCCGAACUGGAAAGCUCUCACGACUCUGGCAUCACGAGCGUCUCCUCCUGCUCGUCCUGGAGCCAGCCGCAGGUGUGCACCGCUCGACCGCGUGGCUUCUCGUCGAGUGAGGUGCUCUCUUCGUCUUCCUCUUCAUCGUCGCUCGUCAGUGAAGACAGCAACGUCUUGCAACAGUCCAGUGCUCUUCCGCGGGCACGUUCGUGUCCAGUGAUCAUUGCGGGAUGGCUACAGGGCAAGGCCAACUGGGACACCCCCGAAUUCGCUCCCCUGCAGCGAAGAGGAUGCAGGUCGUCAUCGUCGGCGCGGAACAGAUACAGCUGCGGUAGCUUGGAAUAUGCGGUUCAACGGGAAGAAACUGAAACCGUUGGCAGUGUCAUGGGUGGAACGGUCCUUGGGAGCACAACGGGGGAGCGGAGGGGCCUGGGGCGUCCGGUAAACCUCAUACCGGUAUCGUGAAGGGGCGUGCGACGAUGUAGAAAUGGUUUCGUCUUUGAGUGUUCUCAUUUUGUAUCCAAGGUUGGCUCCUACGAUGAAUGACAGCUACGCAGACUUUUAAACCAAAGCUUUCUAUAACAUUUCAAGUGAAAAAAACAUCCUCACAUUUUGGUCGUUGAAUUAAUUAUUGUUCGGGAGUUUGGGGACAGCCAUUUUUUUUUUUUUAAUUCGGGAUUAUAAAUUGUGAAAGCUGAGUUGUGUAGCGAUUGGGCGUAAGUUUCUAGAUUGUCAUCUUUGCACUCUUAGCUAUCAGCACUGAUAACAACGUUGUAAUUAACAUUCUGCACACAUUGUGCCUUCAUUUCCCAGACUUUCUGGUGUCGUUUUAAGAAUACCCUCGAGCAGGUGUCUAACUGCAGCUGCUGUUGAGCGUGUCUCCCAAACAAAGCGGAGUUCCUCCCUGCUGAUUUUAUGUUAUAGCGCUGAGGCAGUUUAGAAACAGCAGUUGAGGGCAUCCACGGGGCCCUUUUGUUGAAAACAUAUCAGUAGAAAACAGCAGUGGCCCGAAAGAGAGGGAUAACUGAAUGCGGUCAAUGCUGCCGUAAACGUGCUGAAUACAAGGUGCUUUACCGUAACUGCUGAGCCCAUCGUACUACAAUGCUGGAUCACCGAGUGUUUGGAUGAAUUGCAGAGGUGCAUUUGUUCGCAGUGCAUGCUUUGUUGGAAAGAGUCUGGACGGGACACCACCUUUAACGACUUUGGGUAAGCAACAUUUAAUUCUGAGACGUACAAAUGUAAAUGUGGAAAAGUACAUCUGGUCAGAAGCCUGUUUUGUAGCACAAGCUUCCAUCUUUCGUAUUGAUAUAUAUAUAUAUAUAUAUGCAUGUGGACGACCCUGUGUCAGGAAUAACUCUUUCCCUUUCGAUUUUCCCAAAAAACGGGGGCACUCUAGUUACUAUAUAUGUUAAUAUCAAAAUCAUUUGUAAACACGAUGGCUUCCAUUGAAGACAACAAACCUACUGUCAAACGUUACCACUUUUAUUUAGGGCCUGACUUUUUGGGGUUAAACCCGUAUCCGCCCGAUAUUUACCCCCCGAACGAAAUCUGUAAAAUUCGGGUUUAACCCGAAUAUACCCGAAAACAUCCGGGUCGCGUGGCACACUCAUAAGCGUGCAUUAAAAUAAAGUUUGAUAACAUUGCUAAACAUUAGUUCCAUGUUAAGACAAAUUUUUAUUAAACAAAAAAAAUCACCCGAAUACACCCGAAUUCCUGACGACAGAAUAUGCCGUAACGGGAUUUAACCCGAAUACACCCGAAUUUUCAAAUAAAAAAUAUCACCCGAUAUUUACCCCCCGAAUUUGGCCAAAAAUAAAACCCGAAAAAGUCAGGCCCUACUUUUAUUGUGUUUAAAAAGUAAGCAUUAUGUAAAAAAGCACAGUUUAUUUGGGUCGACUAAAAUGCAGCUUUCUUUUUUUAAGUCGCCUGCAGUGUCCGUAACGAUGGGGCUCGGCUUUUCUCGCGUCGUUACAGAUACUAAUUAGUACAGUAGUUCCAGUGCAGGAUGUUCCUUCUGAAACGGCCAUGUGCAUGUAAAUGGUAGCGUGAAACAUGUCUGACGCUCGCAUACCUGUUGCUGUGUACAUAACUAAUGACGUGAAGUACACGAGUCAAUGAUCAUCGAUCAGUGAAGUCAAUGAUCUUUCAAUUCCCUUGCCUUCUGACACUUUUUUUUUUCUUCUCUCUCAUAGCAAGUAUUGUUUGUUAAACAAAAUCUUAUGCGUCAAAGGGUGACAACACAAUCGUAUUUGUACAACACGCAGCUGUAGGAUUAUAGAACUCUAUAGGAUUUCUUUUUUCGUACAAGAAUAUGAAAUGUUUGAGAAAACUGCAGCAGUUUCUGCUGCUUUACUACCCCCAUAAGAGUAAUCUGAAAUAGUUCUCUCUACAGAUCUUUUAAGGGGAAUUUUUAUAUCACCAAAAUGCGUCGCGCCAUCAUCACCAUCAUAUCACACCCCAAAAUCAGCUGUAAAUAUAUUGUAUUCGAAGGUUCAUGCAAGUGCUCAUCAUCGGGGGAGACUGCGGGGCCCCCUGUGUCGCGGCGGUUAAGUUAAACGACCGCAGUUACGGACCCAUGCUUACGAGGGAUGUUUUUUUAUAGAGUAUACUCUUAGUUUCCGAAGCAUCAUUAAAGUUUGUAAAAAAAAAAAACACGGUUCCUAGAAGCGAAGUUGAGGCGCUGUCCUCGGAGCUGUCAUUCAGAGGAUAGCCGUAAAUUUAACCGUAAAAAUUAAACUAAAAAAUUUUAAAUAAUAAUUUUAAUAAAAUAUUUUUAAAUUAAACAUAAAAAAAAUUUAACGUCAAUAAUUUGCCAAAGUGCACUUAUCACUUACAGUACGUUCUACAUGUGUUCGUCAUUAGCACAUGGUAUUUUAUUAGUUUGCUCACGUUUCUCGAUUAAUCCUUCGGGUAGAAUAUCUCGCACUUUUUACAAUUUGUUACAUUUUUUACAUUUAUAUUUCAAUAAUUUCAAUGCACACAGGCUCCUACUACACAUCCACUCAGAAAUGGAGAAAGUGUCAUUUAAAAAAAAAAACAGUCAUUAAAAACCAGCAUAAAAACGUGCAAGAUUUCCAAACUCAUCCCUCUAAAGAUGGGAGUCUAGAAAUCCUCCCCUCUUAGCGGUCACGAUGAUGUGCAGAGGAGACGCACCUUAAUCCGCUGCUGAGCAUGUUUUAGAAGAGCGUAUAACACAAAUAAAUACAUCCAGUAUUACGACAAGACUUGGCCGGAGCACACUUUGUCGAAGUAAGCAUGAAUAGACGCGCAUGCAAGAUGGAUGAAUGGGAAUCACUACUGUGUAUCGUAUGUGUGCGUGUAUUGAAGGAAACUUUGGCUUGCACCAUCCCAGUGGUUAUUGACCGUCAGCAUUUGCCGUAGCUAGACAGACGUAAGGCAUAAAUCUAUGUGUAUCCCAACAGUGUGCACUUAUACCCACAUUAUGUGCACUGUACAAGUGUAACAGUUAUUCUAGCUGCCAGGACUGCUGCUUGUCUAAUCAAAAUACCGUGCAAUAUAUAUAUCAAAAUAAGUGCAAUAGCGUGGCUAGUGGUGUUGUUAUGGCGAAAGUGUCAUGUUAUGAGGGAUUAUUUAAUGGAAGGCUGGACACUGGAUGAGUUCUUUUUUUUUUUUUUUUUUUUUUUCGUGUGUGUGUACCUUAGCUUUGGUUAAGUUUGUGUCUUUGAUGAGGGAUGCUUGUUUUGAGAUAAUGCUUCGAGAGGGAUGGUGUGGUGGCUUGUUGAGAAUGCAAAAAGUCCGAUUUUAAUCUGAACUGUCGUGUAAAGAAUUCUGAGGCUGCCGUCUGGGACUGGGUCCUUGCAACGUCAAAGGAAAAAAAAAAGUUUUCUUUGUCACAUUUUAGUUGUAAAGUGAUUUGCAUUUUUUAAUAAUUUAUCGAGUUUAACUCGAAGGUUAACUCAACAAGCUCUAUGGUUAACAUGAACCAACAAUACAGCAAAGUGUCUUUCAUAGCCUUGAAGAACUUCUUUUGUCCUUAGUUUCUUUCAAAUAUGGCCUCAAUCUGAAAGUAUUAAUGCUCUUCAUCAUUCAGUGCGCAUGUGGAGCUUAAGAAGACAAAAGUGUGUAAUCAAGAAAGAUAACAACAGAGGUACUGUCAGGACAAACACAGUAUCACGUAUGAGGGCUUUAUAGAGUAUCCAGGCUGGAAUUAUACUUUUAAGAAAGAGCAAUACUUAAUUUCAAAGAUAGUCCCCUUCCAAUGAGACACACCUAGCUUCUUGCUGUUUGCACUAACAGAAAGUUAUUGAAGGGGCAAACAAACAGUUGCCUUGUCACAUUCAUUUAAUGCUACAGAACACUUUUUUUGUUUUUUAAAACUUCAACGGCAUUUCAAAAUUUUCACAACUUUUGGGUUGCCCCACGUGGCCUUUUUUCUCUUCAAAAAAAUAAAAAUCUGGAUGUUCUGGAAUUGAACGUACUCUCGGCUAUUUUCGAAGAAAACCCAGGAAGAGACAGUGCUGAGCUGUAUCUUGUGGAGUUGGGUGGUGGCUAAGUUUAAGAUCUCUAGGUAUUACCGCUUUAAGGUAAAAUCGGACCAGAUACUUUUUCAACGGCCCUCAUAUCUCUGCCUUUAUUCUGGCGGAUUGUUUACGUGUCGUUGGAGAAGCAGCUUCUGUAAAAGAGUGGGCACUUUCAAUUUCGUUUAUUGUUGCAGUUAACUGAUUGUACUGCAUUGCAAAUGUAUCUUGGUACAAAUGUGUAUGGUGUUGAGUGUGUACAUGUGCAACAUUGGAAGCCGCAGCUUUCCAAUGGUUCCAGAGCUUCCUCUGUUUGAAGGCAGUUGUUUGUAUGUUUCAGUUCCUCAUUACAUAGAGUACUAUAUCCUUUUUUUUUUUUUUCUUUGUUCUAGAAUCAAACCCUGACAUUGUUUAUAGUUGUAUAGUUUAUAAUUCAAUCUUGAUUACAUUUCUGUACAGUGGCACAAACUGUCUAGUGCAAAUUGCUGUUGAAUACAGGUGAAAAAUGAUUCA
This is a messenger RNA of Ornithodoros turicata, 6905 nucleotides long. RefSeq names its product dual specificity protein phosphatase 16-like. The coding region runs from base 445 to 2379 and encodes 644 amino acids. Gene Ontology annotation, biological process: protein dephosphorylation; negative regulation of MAPK cascade. Gene Ontology annotation, molecular function: protein tyrosine/threonine phosphatase activity; MAP kinase tyrosine phosphatase activity; MAP kinase tyrosine/serine/threonine phosphatase activity. NCBI's taxonomy places the organism in Eukaryota, Metazoa, Arthropoda, Arachnida, Ixodida, Argasidae. The record is from RefSeq and is a predicted model, not a curated record. The transcript is spliced from 10 exons. Gene Ontology annotation, cellular component: cytoplasm.